Molecule: messenger RNA, 249 nt
Organism: Malurus melanocephalus (red-backed fairy wren)
Lineage: Eukaryota; Metazoa; Chordata; Aves; Passeriformes; Maluridae
Product: fibrillin-2-like
Exons: 2
Molecular function (GO): calcium ion binding
Source: RefSeq, a predicted model, not a curated record
AUAUCGAUGAGUGCAUCAUGAACGGGGUGAUGUGCAGGAACGGGCGCUGCGUCAACACCGACGGCAGCUUCCAGUGCAUCUGCAACGCCGGCUUCGAGAUCACCCCCGACGGCAAGAACUGCGUGGACCACGACGAGUGUGCCACCACCAACAUGUGCCUGAACGGGAUGUGCAUCAACGAGGACGGCAGCUUCAAGUGCAUCUGCAAACCCGGCUUUGUGCUGGCUCCAAACGGGCGCUACUGCGUGG